AUGCUGGCGUUAGCGCGUGCCAGCCCACCACCGAACGACGAACCCUUCGUCUUCCCCAAAUGCACCACUCGCCGGCACGCCGACGAGCUCCACGCCCACCUCCUCACCUCCGGCGUCCACCUCAACCCUUCUACCACCUCCCGCCUCAUCCUUCAUCUCUGCUCCUCACCCUCCCCCCCACUCCACCUCCUCGCUCGCCGCCUCCUCCCUCUCCACUCCAUCUCCGAUCCCUUCCUCUACAACGCCCUAAUCAAGGCCUCCUCCAAUGGCCCCAACCCUCUCAACGCCCUCCUCGCCUUCUCCUUCCUGCUCUCCUACGGCGUCUCCCCUGAUCCCUUCUCCUUCUCCCCUUCCCUCACCGCCGCCCGCACCUCCUCCCUCUCCGCCGAGUGUGGACUCUACAUUGCUGCCCGGCAAGUGUUUGAUAGAAUGCCUGUGAGAGAUACUGUUUCUUGGAACUCAAUGUUGGAUGCUUAUGUUAGAGCAAAGAAGUUUAGUUCAGCUCUGGAGAUUUUCUAUGCUAUGAAUGAUGAUGAAAAGAACUUGAUUUCAUGGAACUCAAUGAUCGGUGGCUGCGCACGGUCUUUGAACGGAAUCGGUAUUGCUCGCCAGCUGUUUGACCAAAUGCCGGCUCCCGAUUCUGUUUCUUGGAAUUUGAUGAUUGAUGGGUAUGUCAAACAAGGGAUGAUGGAUGAAGCAUUGGAGUUGUUUGAUAAAAUGCCGGAAAGGGAUGUUAUAGCUUGGGCUUGUAUGAUCAAGGGGUAUAUGGAUGCCGGGAAUGUUGAGCUUGGCCAGCGUUUGUUUGAUGAAAUGCCGGAGAGGGAUGUGAUUGCCUGGAAUAUCAUGAUCACUGGGUACGUGAAGAAUGGUAUGAUCAAUGAAGCAUUGCUUAUCUUCAUGAAGAUGCAGGUCGAAGGUAGGAUAGUCCCCGAUGACACGACUCUGGUCACUGCUCUUUCUGCCAUUUCAGAGCUCGGUCGUACCAGAUUGCAGGCUACAUUUUUCAAUCUCAUCGUUUAA
Molecule: messenger RNA, 1020 nt
Organism: Dioscorea cayenensis subsp. rotundata (Guinea yam)
Lineage: Eukaryota; Viridiplantae; Streptophyta; Magnoliopsida; Dioscoreales; Dioscoreaceae
Product: pentatricopeptide repeat-containing protein At2g45350, chloroplastic-like
Exons: 3
Coding region: 1-1020 (339 amino acids)
Biological process (GO): RNA modification
Molecular function (GO): RNA binding; protein binding
Source: RefSeq, a predicted model, not a curated record